This is a messenger RNA of Bombus pyrosoma, 1336 nucleotides long. Its product is annotated as dynein beta chain, ciliary-like. Gene Ontology annotation, molecular function: minus-end-directed microtubule motor activity; dynein intermediate chain binding; dynein light intermediate chain binding. The record is from RefSeq and is a predicted model, not a curated record. NCBI's taxonomy places the organism in Eukaryota, Metazoa, Arthropoda, Insecta, Hymenoptera, Apidae. Bases 204 to 1115 code for a protein of 303 amino acids. Gene Ontology annotation, biological process: microtubule-based movement. The transcript is spliced from 7 exons. Gene Ontology annotation, cellular component: dynein complex.
CAAAUUUAUAUAAUUAUAACAAGCUUAUAAGUUAUAUACUAGAUUUACACAUAUAUGUAUGUUCAAAAAACUAUUUUCUUUGGUGUCAGUCCUAUCCAUUCAACUUCGGUGAUCUAACAAUCAGCGUAUCUGUAUUAUUUAAUUACCUGGAAAAUAGUAUCAAAGUACCUUGGGAGGAUCUUCGUUACUUAUUUGGAGAAAUAAUGUAUGGAGGCCAUAUAACAGAUGAUUGGGAUAGAAGACUAUGCAAGACAUAUUUAGUGGAAUAUUUGAAAACAGAAUUAGUUGAAGGUGAAUUAUACCUUGCACCAGAUUUUUUGGUACCACCAAAUAGUGAUUAUGAUGCAUAUCAUCAGUACGUUGAUAACUACCUACCUGCUGAAAGUCCUGUUCUGUACGGACUUCACCCCAAUGCAGAAAUUGGGUUUUUAACACAAACUGUGGAAAAUUUGUUUAAAACGUUAUUGGGUAUACUAACAAGAACUGCCAGCGAUACAACAAGGUUUUUAACACAAACUGUGGAAAAUUUGUUUAAAACGUUAUUGGGUAUACUAACAAGAACUGCCAGCGAUACAACAAGCGGAGAUAUUUCAAAAGAAGACAAAAUAAAAGGACAAAUAGAAGACUUAUUGGACAAACUACCAGAAGAAUUUAACAUGCUAGAACUUUACAGCAAGGUGGAAGAUCGUACACCAUUUGUCACAGUUGCUUUACAAGAGUGCGAACGAAUGAAUCUACUGUGUGAAGAACUUAGAAGAUCCCUGCAAGAAUUAGAGUUAGGCUUAAAAGGAGAAUUAACUAUUAAUGCUGAGAUGGAAGACCUACAAAGUUAUAUAAUGAUGGAUGCCGUCCCACCGUCUUGGACAAAAAGAGCUUACCCUUCAGAAUUAGGAUUAAACAGUUGGUUCACGGAUAUGUUGUAUCGAAUAAAUGAAUUAUCUAAUUGGACUGCUGAUUUUAACUUACCAUCGUCGGUAUGGCUAGGUGGUUUCUUCAAUCCUCAAUCAUUUCUAACUGCAAUUAUGCAACAAACCGCACGCAGAAAUGAAUGGCCAUUGGACAAAAUGUGUUUAUAUUGCGAAGUACUGAGAAAAACCAAAGAAGAAGUCACGUAAUUAUUAAAAACAUUACUCCGUCAUUCUUUCAAACAUGCCCUUUAUUUUUAUUUUUCCUUUUUAUUUUUUGGCGGAAUCCAGGAUUUAUUUUCGCAGCAUCAAUUUUUUGUAGUCGUACGAAAGUACUAUUAUAUAUAUUCAUUAUAUUAUAUAUCAUAUAAUACUAUUAAAUACAUGUGUAUAUACAAAUAUUUUAAACUAUUAAUAAAUAAAGAUAUCUU